Messenger RNA from Ostrinia nubilalis (European corn borer), 3034 nucleotides. It is a transcript of the gene snu, whose product is annotated as ABC transporter G family member 23. NCBI's taxonomy places the organism in Eukaryota, Metazoa, Arthropoda, Insecta, Lepidoptera, Crambidae. Gene Ontology annotation, cellular component: ATP-binding cassette (ABC) transporter complex; membrane. Gene Ontology annotation, molecular function: ATP hydrolysis activity; ATP binding; ABC-type transporter activity. The transcript has 16 exons. Bases 200 to 2563 code for a protein of 787 amino acids. The record is from RefSeq and is a predicted model, not a curated record. Gene Ontology annotation, biological process: transmembrane transport.
CACCAACCGCGACGAACGUGGCGAAACGCACUCCAUCGUAUUCGGGAUUCCAAACUCGAAUUUGAGUGUUUUGGCGCGAAUACACCCGUUGUGACAGUGACAUAUUCUUUUUUUUAUAAAUAAUAAACAGUGUGUUGUUAAUUGAGUGACAUUAAAAACUUUUUGGUAUUUGCGUAUUGGAUUUAUUGAAAUCGCUGAAAUGAUGGCAGCGCCGACAGACUUGCGACCGGAGCGUGUGAGGCAAAUGUUCAGCUGGACAACGGGAGAGACCUCGCCUCCGUCGCCGAUGGGCGACGAGAAGGAGUCCAAAAUGAGCCAGAUCCAGUUCUCGACACCCUUCGAAAAACAAGACAGUACGAUAUGGCAGAAGCGUCAGCAGGCCGUGUGCGUGCGACACGCCUUCAAGCACUACGGGUCCAACAAGCGGCCCAACCACGUGCUAAGUAACCUCAACAUGACAGUCGCUAAGGGCACAAUAUAUGGCCUGCUAGGCGCAUCAGGGUGCGGCAAGACGACCCUCCUCUCCUGCAUAGUCGGCCGGCGCUCCCUCAACAGCGGGGAGAUAUGGGUGCUAGGAGGGAAGCCGGGGACAAAAGGCUCAGGCGUCCCCGGCAAACGAGUGGGCUACAUGCCCCAAGAGAUCGCGUUAUACGGCGAGUUCACCAUCAAGGAGACCAUGAUGUACUUCGGCUGGAUCUUCGGCAUGGAGACCAGGGAGAUCGUGGAGAGACUCCGCUUCUUACUGGACUUCUUGGACCUGCCCAGCGAGAAUAGGAUGGUGAAGAAUCUUAGUGGCGGACAACAACGGCGCGUAUCCUUCGCAGUGGCUCUCAUGCACGACCCCGAGCUCCUGAUCCUGGAUGAACCCACCGUUGGCGUGGAUCCACUGCUGAGACAGUCCAUCUGGAUGCACCUGGUCCGCAUCACCAGCUCCGGAGACAAGACUGUCAUCAUCACCACGCAUUACAUUGAAGAGGCGCGGCAAGCGCACAGCAUCGGCCUGAUGAGAAGCGGUCGCCUUCUGGCCGAGGAGUCGCCGCAGGCUCUCCUCACCAAGUACAGCUGCAUAUCGCUAGAAGACGUCUUCCUAAAGCUGUCUAGAAAACAAGGUCAAACCAACCCAGUAGUGGAACUGAACGUAUCCGGCGGAGCCCUAGGGCUGAACAAGCUGUCCAAGCGGGAAGAGGCGCCGUACGCGGCCGAGGACGCACAGGUGGUCGGGUUAAACUUCCAAGCCAUCAACCAGAGCAAAGAGGUGCUGAUCGUGGAGAAUGGCGUCGGUUCUAAUGGCGACCUCCCUGGGAAAGUUACGGAGGCUGUUACCAACGAAUGCAAGGACUGUACCGACUGCUUCAAUCUGACGUCCCGCGGCAAGAUCAAGGCGCUCAUCCAGAAGAAUUUCCUGCGAAUGUGGCGCAACAUCGGCGUCAUGCUGUUCAUCUUCGUGCUACCCGUCAUGCAGGUCAUCCUGUUCUGCCUGGCCAUCGGCCGCGACCCCACCGACCUCAAGCUGGCUAUCGUGAACGACGACGUGCGAGUAAUCGACGGCGACUGCCCCUUCAAUUCAACGUGCUCUAUGAAGAACCUCUCGUGCCGCUAUUUAGCACAACUCACGGAACACACGCGGCAGAUCUACUACCCUACCAAAGACGCAGCCUUGGACGCCGUGAAGGAAGGGGACGCGUGGGGAGUGCUGUACUUCAAUGAGAACUAUACGGACUCGCUUGUGGCCAGACUUGCUCUAGCCGACACCGCCGACAACGAGACGAUAUCGUCGUCGGAGAUCCAGGUGUGGCUCGACAUGUCCAACCAGCAGAUCGGGCUCAUGCUCAACCGGGACAUACAGUUCUCCUACCGGGACUUUGCUAAGGGCUUGCUCGAGACGUGCAACUACAACCCGAAGCUGGGAGACAUCCCCAUCGACUUCAUGGACCCCAUCUAUGGAAAUAAGGACCCCUCUUUCACUGACUUCGUCGCCCCUGGUGUUAUUCUGACAAUCGUGUUCUUCUUAGCCGUGGCUCUCACUUCAUCAGCGCUCAUCGUAGAACGAAUGGAAGGUCUGCUGGACCGGUCGUGGGUGGCGGGCGUGUCUCCCGGCGAGAUAUUAUUCUCUCACGUUGUGACGCAAUUCGUGGUGAUGUGUGGACAGACGGCCCUCGUGCUCAUCUUCAUGAUCCUGGUGUUUGAAGUGGAGAAUAACGGGAAUAUCUUCUAUGUUAUCAUGUUGACUAUUUUGCAAGGUCUUUGUGGAAUGUGCUUCGGCUUCGUAAUUUCCGCCGCCUGCGAACUGGAACGGAACGCGAUCCAACUGGCCCUGGGGUCGUUCUACCCUACACUUCUACUCAGCGGGGUCAUCUGGCCCAUAGAAGGCAUGCCUUUCGUCCUCCGCUACGUGUCUCUAUGCCUACCUCUAACGCUGGCAACCACGUCUCUUCGUUCCAUACUAACGCGUGGCUGGCCUCUCUCAGACCCCGAUGUGUAUAUGGGAUUCGUCGCAACCCUCGUCUGGAUAGCUCUAUUCUUGACGAUAACGCUCACCAUUUUGAAGGUCAAGAAGAAUUAGGUGGCCAAAUGACUUAGGUCUAUGUCUCAGUGUUUCCAUAUGAAAAAUUACCGUUUUAAAAAUGGCCAAAUGACUUCCGUCCAUGUAUUAUGUGAAAAUUACACAUCAUUUUGUAAGAAUUAAGGUGGCCAAAUUACUUAAGUCCAAUGUCUUAGUGUUUCCAUACGUAAAAAUUAUAUUUGUAAAAAGAACUAAGGUCGGGUGUUUUAUGCUGGCCAAAUGACUUAUGUCCAAUGUCUUGCAGUGUUUCCUUUUGUAAAAAAUAUUGACUUGUAUAUUAUAGAGCGCAUAUUUCUUUGUCUAUGCUUUAAUAAAUCAGAUUGUGAAUACCAAGUUUGUAUAAGUUUAAGUGAAAGAUCCAUACCAAAUUGAUUUAUACGCUUCGUAAUAUGCAGAUUCGAAAUGAUAUUCUGGAUUUUUUAUGAUAUAAGACACUUGCCCAUCGGUGUAAGAGGAAAUUAAGCGCCCACC